GGUCUUCCCCUCUCCUUGCCUGUCGCUGUCAGUUCAGCCCGGGCGCUGUCCGAGGGCGCAGCGGUUGGAGCCCAGUUUGCCCCAAAGCAGCAGCAGCUGCUGCCCCCAAAUUUGCCCCUUUCUGAGGGUUUCUGCCAGCUUCCAGCCAGGCACCGUCCCACGGGGCUCCCUGGCGAGAGGGGCACCCCCUUUUUUGCCAUGCACCCCUUCACCCGGGUGAGGGGCUUCGCGGUACAGCUGGACGGCCACCCCGGCGGUGGCACCGUCUACCGGGGCGGAGAGGUCCUCUCCGGGCAAGUAGUGCUGGACGUCGCCAAGAGGGUCAAGGUGAGAGAAUGCUGGAAAUUAUUUUUAUUUUAAAAACCCUGAAGUUAUGCUAUUGGGAUCUACAGGAGUUGAUGGAUUUAUAGAGUAAAAAAAGACAGGCAAAAUAAAUUAUGGAACUAUGCAGGAGAAAUGAGAUAAUUUAAACCCCAAGGAAGAAAGAGGUCUUAGUUGUGUUGUGUUGUGUUGUGUUGUGUUGUGUUGUUGUGUUGUUGUGUUGUGUUGUUUUAAAAAGGCAAAUGUUUAAUGCGUGUUUCUUAAGCUUUGCGUAUAAAUUUCCACAUCAGUGUAACUUUCAAAAGUCACUUGUAAGAAGGUGAAGGAGGUUUUGAAACUGGAUAAGAUUUUAUGGACCUGCAGGAACAGGCAUAAAACAGUGGAAGGGGAGAGGUGCAAAAAAAAAUAUGGUUUAAAAAUUGUUUUAUGAUGUGCGUUUUUUCGUUCUGGGAUGAUUUUGUAUUGUUGUUUUUUCUUUUCAUUUCUGUUAUUUGUGGGAAAUUCAUAAAAUGUUGACAACAACAAAACAACAUAAAGGUGAGAGCGCUGGCCGUCUGCGCCCGUGGCCUGGCCACUGCCCACUGGCUGGAGGGCAAGAGCGUUGGCAUGAACACCAUCUACAGCGACUACACGGCCUUCCAGACUUACCUGAGAAGGAAGACGCACCUGAUCCCAGGUAAGAGGGCAGGAGAGCAGGCUUGGCACUGCCGUCGUGGGUGCCACGCAGGGUGCACGGCCCUGGCGCAGAAAUCUGUGGGUGCCACACAAAAUGCAUGGCCCUGGCGCAGAAAUCUGUGGAUGCCACGUGGGGCGCAAGGCCCUGGCGCAGAAAUUUGUGGGUGCCACGUGGGGUGCCUGUCCCUGGUUCAGAAAUCUGUGGGUGCCACACGGGGCGCAAGGCCCUGGCGCAGAAAUCUGUGGGUGCCAUGUGGGGUGCAGGGCCCUGGCGCAGAAAUUUGCAGGUGUGCGGCCUCUUCGUGGGGAAUUUGGCGAGAGCUCGGGCACCUAUAUAAUUUGAGAGGGGUUCCCGCACUCGCAACCCGGCAGAUCUCCGUCUCCUUGCUCUUUUGGGGGGAUAUUUUAUUAUUAUUUUUAUUAUAAUUGUUAUUCGUUUUCAAUUACAAUCCAAUCAUCGCCUUGUUAUGACAAUUCACAGCGGUUCACAACACACUAAAACACCAGAUAAAACAAUCCGCACCCAAACUUUCCCGAAGAAAGUUGGGUAUAGAAAGCACAUUCAAAGCAACAAAAUUAACAGGAAACUAAAGCAUUCCAAAUAAAACAUUGCAAAGGAAGUCGGUCGCAGGAUACACAUUUGAUGCGGCGAAGGGAACAAACAUCGUAAAGAUUUCAAAAGAAAACAUUGGAAGUGAAAUAUGCAAUAUAUAUUGGCAGUUUUAUUUCCAGUUCCCUUGCUCAGGAUCUCGCGAGGGUGGAAUUUGGCCUUUUCACAGCUGCCAGACCCAUUUCCAGGCAGCGAAACCCUUCUGGGGAUCUCAGAGACGCUGUUUACUCAGCGACACUCGAACGCAGAACCAGCUCGGUAAACGCCGAAGCUCCUCGCUGCUGCUUGGAUGCGGCACGACUCGGCUGAUAACUGCUUGGCGACGCUUCCUGGCGCAAAAUCGCUGGGCAUAUUUGCCCAUUUAGGCAGGCCCAUAUGGCCCACCCUGACCGGUGGCAGAAUCAUAGAAUUGGGAGGGGCCUCGAAAUCUCCUUUCUUGAGGCUUGAAGCCACGGGUUCGGGCAGUGCCAGAUUUACGUAUAAGCUAAACAGGCUCUAGCUUAGGGCCCCACUCUCUUGGGGGCCCCCAAAAAGAAUUGAAGGAAAAAAACCUGGAUGUACAUUUCCAAAAUAUCUAUCUAUCUUUCUAUCUAUCUAUCUAUCUAUCUAUCUAUCUAUCUAUCUAUGCCAGUGCCAGACUUACGUAUAAGCUAAACAAGCUCUAGCUUAGGGCCCCACUCUCUUGCGGGCCCCCCAAAAAAUUUAAAGGGGAAAAAACUGGAUGUACAUUUCCAAAAUAUAAGAUGAAAAACAAAUGGAAUAAAACCUACCUACAGCAACAGUGUUUUGUGUUGUGUCGGCUCUUAGGAUGUGAGUAAUGGGCCCCGCCUGCUAGCUUGCUCCCUAAAAUAUCCCUGCUUUGCUCCUUUCUAUAUAUGGGGUGCCUGCAUUCUGCUAUUUAUCAUUCUUAGUAGUUUGCAUCAUAUCUUUACAGCUAUUAUUAUUUCACAUUAUAGCAAGUAUCUAGAGACUAGAUGAGGAGUCUUUGUCAAUUGUGUUUCCAAAGGAACUUUUGUUCUUGCCAAAUGCCAAUGUUUGCAUUAUUCAGUUUGUUAGGAAUCAAAAAUCAUUUUAAGUUAGAGCUUCAUCAUUAUUUCACUAUUGAUAAACUUCUUCUUAACUGUAUUUCAGUUCAACAAUCACUUUGAUAAAAUGCAUAUUUUGUGAUGUGCAAAUGGUUUGAGAUGCCUAUGAGAUCCAUAAAAUACCAUAUAGCAUAUAUUCCACACAAAAAACAGCGACAAUUUGUUGUGGACAAAGGACAGCUGGACAAUUAAAGGGCCCCGUUACCUUAAGUUGCUUAGGAUCUUAUUUAUUUUAUUGCUUUCAUUUUAUGGAUCAAUGGUAAAAUUCAUGUUCAAUUGCUGUUUUAGGAGUUGUUUUUAAAAGUCUGGAACGGAUUAAUCUGUUUUGCAUGACUUCCUAUGGGAAAGCGCGCCUUGGUUUAGGAACGCUUUAGUUUUGGAACGGACUUCCGGAACGGAUCAAGUCUGAGAACCAAGGGACCACUGUAUUUGCUAAGCCCAAUUUAGCAAAAACAUCUUCUGGUUGGUUUUUGGUAACUCUGUUGACCGACGCUGUUCCUUUUUGAGCCACUAAGCGUCACCGUUGUCCUUUGCAACCACAACGUGACGGGAUUCGAACUUAGUUCUCAGCUGAGGCCAGGAGGGGUCAGCAAAGUCGGUGGAAGACGGUGCCAGGGGACAGAUGGCUCCAGCUCCCUUUGCUCUGGUGCCAAGGACUGCCCCUUCUGCGCCAAACAAAACGUUUUCUGUGUUGCUGUUGUUGUUUUCUACCCCUCUUGGUCCUGUUUUCCCCUGGAAAUACUUUUUUCCUGGCUCAUCCUUUCUCUGGCAGUGCAUGAUGGAGCCUCCACAGAUCGCCGCAGUCUACCUGAUUCAUUUAUUCUGCCCUGGAUGCUUUAGCUGAGUUCCCCGCAGAGAGAGGCCUCAAGACCGCCCAGUGAAGCUUCGGUGGCGAUUCGAACCCAGGUCUCACUCCCAGGUCCUAACGGGCCAGCACUCUAACCACUGUGCAACGCUGCCUGCAGGGGUCGGAGGUGCAUAAACGCCGCAGGGCAUGAGAGAUCUGGCUAGGAAUCUUCUCAGGCUGGGAGCAGGACACUGGCGGGAUCCGAAAAGGGGAUUUCGGGGACCCCUACCCCCCUUGCUGUCUGCUUGCAGCCCCCCCGAGAUUUUACAUUUUCGCCCUGGGCCAGUUGGGCUUUGCAAGAAGCUGGAGAGAGAGGAAUUAGACUAGGAUCACAGAGCUGUCAAGUUUGAUGGGGACCUCCAAAGGUCAUCUAGCCCAACCCCGUGCAAUGCAGGAAUCCACCAAAAAACCUCCGGCAAAACCAGCGUGCGGUGAAGUCCAUUCCGCCAUCAAACAGCUCUUGCCAUCGGGAUCUCCUCUCUCUUUUCAAUAUAUAUAUAUAAUUUUUAUUAAUUUUCCAAUAAAAACAAAUUUAUAACAUCAUUAAACAUCAAAAACUCAUCACAUACCUUUCUUUCGUUUAGACUUCCAUCAACAUGUCUGAUAAUUUUCCGUAAUUAUCACAAAUCUUCACAUUUCUUAAUUUAUAUUGCACUAUAUAUAUCUUAUCUUACCAUGCUGUUUAAACAAUAUUUCUCCCAAAUCUUCUUACAGAGCUUCUUGAAAACUUUCAAACGUUAUAUCAUUAUCACAAAUAUUUUUAAUAUAGUCUGUAAAUUUACUCCAGUCAUCAGUGAAUCUUUGGUCUCGUCGGUUGCGAAUCCUCCCUGUUAAUCUGUCCAGUUCCGCGUAAUCCAUUAAUUUCGAUCUCCAUUCUUCAAUCGUAGGCAUUUCUUCUUGUUUCCAUUUCUGGGCCAAAAGAGUUCUGGCUGCUGUUACUGCAUACAGAAAUACUUUCUGAUCGUUCCUUUUUAUUUCACCACCUAAUAUUCCUAAUAGAAAUGCUUCUGGUUUUUUAACAAAUGUAUAUUUCAGUAUGAAUAUGUAUAUUGAAAUGUAUAUUUCAGUAUUUUCUUUAAAGAAAAUACGGGAUCUCCUUUCUCAUGGGUUUUCCGGCCGGCGCAAUUCAGCCCCAUGAGGCCAGGAGUUCCCCUGUCUCCCACGGAGUUUGACGUGGGCCCAGAGGCACACCCCGUAUGCCCCAGAUUAGCUGCCCUGCCCGCCGGCAGAGAAACACGGGAACACCUUUCGUCUCUUUCCAAAGCCCGCUGGCCCAGGACCAAAUGACUGGGGGAGGGAAUCUAGGGCAGGCCCAGGUCAGGAGGUCGGGGGGCGGAAAGCGGGUUGGGGGGCGAAUUCAAAUGUGCAGGCCGCUUGGCACAUGUUGGUGGCGCAGCUCAAUCCUACACAGGCGUCUGGGAAUAUCCCCUUGCCUGCUGCUGCCAGUCAGUGUAGGCACCUCUGAGGUCCCCCUUGUCCGACUCAGUAAGAGGCAAUCUUAGUUUUCCAGGAAAGGGUUAGAACACCUGCUUUGAAUGCAGAAGGUUCAGUCUCUAGGCAUAGCUGGGAGAUACGCCUGAAUCAGCAACCCCAGGAAGCCGCUGCUGGCGGUCAGUGCAUGCAAUAUUGAGUCAGAUGGGCCAGUUGUCCUAUGUUCCAGGCCAGGGAUCCAGCUGGGAAUUACGCAAGAAGAGGAGAUGGUCUUCUUGAGACAGCCCUCUGGGGAAAAAAUCAGAUUUAAGUGUCGGUUACUUAACAGCUGCAAUUGAAUGGUAGAAUUGCAGAGUUGGGACCCCGGGGGGGUCAUCCAGCCCAACCCCCGUGAUGCGGGAACAAGCAGCGGUGAGUUGCAAAAGUUAACAACGCUCUGCAUUUUGCUUGCAUUUCUUCACAAUGGAAACUACCCGUCGCAAACGCUUGUUUGUUGAUUCAAUCCUUGUGCUGUUUCUGGUGGCCGUAAAACAUGAGGACCAGACUCUUAGUGUCUUUCGAAGGAGCAGAGCUUGGUGUGCAAAACGUCCCCAUUGGCGUAACUUAAUCUCUGGGUCCUGGGUUCGAGUCUCAUAUGGGGCCAAAUAUUCCUGCAUUGCAGGGGGUUGGACUGGAUGACCCCAAGGGGUCCCUGUCCAACUCUGGAAUUCUAUCAUUUCAGUUCAUUAAGCCCAAAAUAAGGGGCCAACAGUAAAUUAUUCUCUCGAAGGUUUUAACUGGCACUGAAAUAGUUCUUACUGUAUAUGUUUCCUUACUGGCUGCUGUUUCGUUGUUUAAUCCCGAUUUAAUCUUGACAAAGGGCGGUUUAUAAAUGGAAGGAACGAAAGAAUAAAUACAUUGACAGCCGUGCGUCGGAGGGUGAAUUAUAGCUUCGCAAGCGGCUUUUCCGUUGGGCAAUUUGCGUUUGCCUUUUGUAACUUUACGCGGCGCUACAAACCCCCCAAAUUCAAUGGAAACGUUUCUAAAUUGUGAUACAAAUAGAACCAACAAAUUGAAAAAUAAAUAAACGAGAGAGGGAGAGAUGGAUAUCUGUCUGUUGGCUCAGGCUUUUCAGCUUUCUGUUUGCCUUCCCUUCCCUGCCCAACUGGAGGAAAGUUUAUCUCUCCAGUCUAUCCAAAAGUGACCGGCCUGGGCGCGCAUGCUCGCUGCCUUGUUUUCGCCAAAGCCUGCAGCUGCCGGCCAGACCUGGGGGCAUUGGGGGUGGGAAGAAGGGGGGUGGAUGGGGGGUUCUGGGGGAGGACUUUUUGCCGCGCCCCGCCCCGCCUGCGCCCAUAGGGCGCUGGGAUCCAGGGGGCGCGGUUUGGAGAGCCUUGAAAAAGCUUUACGCGCGGCGCAGUGCGCUCAGAACAGCCGCAGAGGCUCAUUGACACGCGAGUUUGCCAGGAUGCUUUUUGACCGUGUGAAACGCCUUUCGGUGGAGCUGGAUUGCCCCGAGGUGGCCUCGCCGCCGGUCUUCAGCUCCGGGGAGAGCGUGGCCGGCCGCGUGGUGCUGGAGCUGUCCGGCACUGCGCGCCUGGGUGCGCUCCAUCUGCAUGCGCAAGGCGCGGCCAAAGUCCACUGGACCGAGUCUCGCAGCGCCGGAUCCAGCACCGCUUACACGCAGAGCUACAGCGACCAGGUGGAAUUCCUCAGUCACCGGCAGACCCUCCUGGCCCCGCCAGGUAAGGCGUCCUCUGAGCGCGGGCAGAGUGCGUAAUCUCGCUCUCCUCCCUGCGCUCCGCGGGAGCCCGGCGCGCCUGCUUGCCCGGCGCGAUCCGUCUCUCUCUUGUAAAGCCUCUCCGCCUCGGCGGAGUUUUUAAUGCAACGUGGAAAACUCCUUUUUUCCAAAGGGAAGCUGCUUGUCCAGCCAGCUCUGUAGGGCCGACACGGGCUGGCAGCGCUCUCCCCUCCUCGGGAGCGCCGCUCAAGCGCCCAGUCUGUUUCUCUCCACGUUGUUUGCGAAGCCUCUCUACCUCAGCAGGGCCGACUCAGCAGGGCAGCGGCUCUGCUACUUCCUAAAGAGGAGUUUUCGACAGGGAAGCUGUUUUUGGACCCGGCUCUGUAGUGCCAGCACUGGCUGGCAGCAGCCCUCCGACAGGGCUGCCGCUGCUUAGAGAACCCCAGAGCCUCACAAGUCAGGCUCUCGUGGUCCAGGCACCUCAACAUAUCUCCUGCUUCCUGAGAGCAGGAGACUCUCGGGGUGGUGGGUUCGAGUUUCGCGCUGGGCAAAAGGUCCCUGCACGGUCGGUAGAGGGUUUGCCUGAGCUGGAGACCUUCUGCACCCGCUAACCGCUGAGCUGUGGGCCUUAAAAACAGAGCAGGACCCUGAAUAAAUAGGGAGCUGCCUUAUAUGAAGCCCACCUUUAUUGCCCACACAGGCUGGCAGUCGCAGCUCUCUGAGAUUUCCAGGCAAGGAGUCAUCCCCCCACAUCUGGAAAUUGAAUCUGGGUCGUUCUGCAUGCAGGGCAGUUGCCCUACCGGCAGAAGACGAACCGUUUUGCCAUCCUUCCACGUUGCAUGGCGGGGGUUGAGCUGGAUGACCUUUGAGGGUCCCCUCCCAACAGUUCUAUGAUUCUUUUGCAUGCUCUGGCCCAGCUUUCCCUUAAGAAAGGCCAGUUGCCUUUGGAAAACAGGAUUUUCAGGUUUCUUGAAUCGGGGUGGGAUGCUUGUUUGCAGCUUUCCAGGGGGUAAAUUAGCGGCUGCCGGCUUUUGGGACCCCCCUCUGGCCUUGCUGACCUUGGCUCAACUUUCUAAGAUUUUGCCACAGCCGAUUCUAUUCCUGGUAGCCGGGCGCUUACAUAAUGCCAGACUCUUGCAAGACCCCCUGGGAUAUCUUGGGGCAUAUUUUCAGUUCUGGAGGGGGCACCUUCUGUUAAAAACUCCCCUUUGUAGGGCACCUGGGCUGUAGGAACUGAAUAUAUUUGUGUGGGGAGAGAGAAAUAUAGUUGUGCAAUACCUUCCUUUUGUGUCUUUUCACUGUGUCUGCGUGAACUUUCCCCGGUUGUUUAUGGGGAGCCAAAAAAAGUCACAUGCUUUUUGGCUGAGGGUGGAUGUUGUGUUGAAUUUCCCUCGUUUGACCGCUGCAGGAAAACAGCUCCAGAAAAACAUCUUCUUUUUUUAAAAGGUCUGUUAUUCGUUUCAACUUUCUUUAUUUCUUGUUUUCCCAACAGACAACGGAGACGUCACCGUCCUUCAGGCCGGACGACACGAAUUCCCUUUUACUUUCCAGCUGCCAGAGUAAGUCAAACACUUCUUAAAAAUACUAUUAUUCUUAUUAUUCUUAUUAUUUGAUUUGUGGGCACCUUGUGGCAAAAACCUAUACACCAUUGCAUGUCAGCGCAGCGGACGCCAUUCCAUGUCCCCGCUGCAUUUAUUAUGAUUAUCGUUUCGUUAUCAGCCUUUUGCCCAACCUGGUGCCCCCACAGGUAUUUCUGGAGGGUACAGAAUGAACCUUUGAAUCCCUUCCAACUCUAUGAAACGAAUUCGGUCAAUUUCAUACAUAAAAAGAACUUCAAAUCCCAGUACAAAAGACCGACCCGGAUUUUUUUUUAAAAAAAUAGUUUUAUAAGUUAAGCGCCUUUGUUUCUCAACGUGAUCCUUUUACGUGGUUUUGUGUGUUAUUUUAUGCCUUGUGACUUUUCUUGGUUGUAGUUUAGUAAUUUAUUUAUUGUCAGGAGUGAAUUUCUGUCCAGCUAUUAUAGUCUUUUGGGAGCUAAUUUUAUCGGGUCCUAUUACAGAUUAUGGAAUGUUCCUUUAUUAUUUGAGACGAGUCGUUUCAUUUUAAAGUUCCCUUUUUAUUGAGGCUUAACAUCUGCCGAUGUUUUGAGAGUCAGUUUUACUGGGUGCUAUUGUCUCCUAAUAGAUAAUGGAAUAUUCCUUUAUUUGAUGGGAACCGUUCCAUCUUAAAGCGACGUCUUAUUACGGCGCCUGUUCUUUCUUGUACGUUUGGUUGACUUAAACUGCCUUGUGUGUCAUCACAUAAAAAGGCACAAAUUAAAAGUGAAACGGAACGAAAUGCAAGAUAUUUUGGGUUGGGUUCCAGACUCGCAGGAGGAAAAUGUUUAGGGAAGCUUUUAAUAGUGGAUAAAUUAUUGUAUUUUCAUAUUUUGCUGGAAGCUGCCCAGAGUGGCUGGGGAAACCCAGCCAGAUGGGUGGGGUAUAAAUAAUAUAUUAUUAUUAUUAUUAUUAUUAGGCCUCGUUUUUCAUACUUCCUUUCCCUUGACAGAUCCUUGGCCACCUCCUUCGAGGGAAAACAUGGGAGCGUUCGCUAUUGGGUGAAGGCCAAGCUCCACCGUCCCUGGUCCUCCGUCAAGAAAGCCAAAAAGGAUUUCACCAUUAUCGAGCCCAUCGAUAUCAACACGCCGGCGUUACUGGUGAGUUGGCAAAGCGGUUUGGGGAGGGAUUUGGGUCGAAUUAGGAACCAGGGGAAGCACCCGGCCUUAAACCGAACCCCCUUCGCUCAGUGCUACCCCUGCAACAUCCGGGUCAGGCUGGAUGACCCCCAGGGGUCCCUUGCGAGUCUCCAAUUCUGCGACCGAUUCCCCGACUUCGGGAUAGCUCAGCCGGUAGGGCGUGAGGACCCUCGGGGUCGCGGGUUUGAGCCCCGCGCAGGGCAAAUUAUGGGGUCAGGCUAGAUGAACCUUGGGGUUCCUUCAAGUUUUGAAAUUCACACACACACACACACUUUAUUGCAUUUUCGGAAUUUACAAAAAGAGAUUAAAGAAAACAACUGACCACAUAUUCUAAGGUGAAAAUGAAGAUUGCAAAAGGCAGGAGAGAAAUGUUUAAAGGUCUAACGUAAUCAAAAUAACAUUGAAAAAGGGGAAAAAUAAUGCCGGUUUUGCAAUUCUGUGGCUGCCUGGCAAUGUUGGGUCUCCCUUUUUUCCUGCUCAGAAGGGCUAUUCCCAGCCCUUUUUGAACCCGGGACGUUUUGCCUUUAAUAAUAAUAAUAAUAAUAUCUUCUGGAAUAAUACUUGUAGUGUAACGAUGACCUUUGGACAUAAUGGAGAUAUUAAAAUUUGGAUGCAGAAGGAAAGGAUUAACAAUAUGAGGAGGAGGGAAAGUCCAGGAGAUUCUUGGGCCUCUCGCUUUUAUAUAUUAUGUUGUGAUGCGAAUUUUAAUCUGGAAAAUGGAUUUAAUAAUAAUAAUAAUUUGUCUUCCUUCUCUGCUUCUGCCCAUCAGGCUCCGCAAGCCGGUGCCAAGGAGAAGCUGGCGCGCGCCUGGUAUUGCAACCGAGGGCUGGUCUCUGUCUCGGCCAAGAUUGACCGGAAAGGCUACACCCCAGGUGAGUCGUGGGGGGCAGCCCCUAGAAGCGGAAAUCGGGGUGUGUGGGGUUUAUGGCAAAGCUCAGCCCAUCGGCCAGAGGACCCAGGGCACUUGACUCUGUGGCCUCCAGGGUUGGCAUGCGGGGAAUCUGCCGGUGGCCCUGCGGAAACGCAGUUGCGUCGAACCAUCGGGGCCACCCAGUGGUCAUCCAGCCUGACCCCCUGAAAAUGCAGGCGUCGUGGCUCGCGAAUCCCUGGCUGCUCAGCCCCCGUUAAAAAAACUCCAAGGACGGAGAGUUGGCUGGCAGCCCUUCGCUCCCCACAAGAGAUUUCCUCACUUCCCAAAAGUACAGCCAAUUGCGAUUUAAUAAUAGUAGUAGUAGUAGUAGUAACAAUAAUAAUAAUAAUAAUAAUAAUAAUAAUAAUAAAUAUAUUAUUUAUACCCUGCCCAUCUGGUUGGGUUUCCCCAGCCACUCUGGGCUGCUUUCAAUGGAGCAUUAAAAAGAGAAUAAAAGUUUAAACAUUGAAAACUUCCCUGAUUUUUUCAGAUGUCUUAAUAAUAAUUUUAUUAUUAUUAUUAUUAUUAUUAUUAUUAUUAUUAUUACUACGUACUGCCCUAUAUCAGCGGUUCCCAGGGCGCAGUUUGCAACCUUAAAAACACAUUGCAGAACGGCGAUAAAAACGUCAAAUCGCAGAAUCGUAGCGUUGCAAAGGGACCCUGCGGGUCAUCUAGUCCAACCCGCUGCGACGCAGCGGGUCUCGAACCCGCAACCUUUGCAUUACUGGUGCUCACAGUGUAAUAAAAAGUGGGAAAUCUAUAGAGGGAGCCCGGCUAAGUUUUCCUGGCUUUAGGAACAUGGUGCCCCCCCCAAAAAAGGGGUUUGCCACGUGUGUUUUCCUGCUCCCACCAACGCAGCGUUGCGCCCAUUUCCUUGACAGGCGAGGUGAUCCCCAUCUUUGCUGAGAUCGACAACUGCACCACCCGCACGGUGGUGCCCAAGGCGGCCAUCAUCCAGACGCAGACCUUUGUGGCGCGCGGCACCAAGAAGCAGAAGAAGUCGGUGGUGGCCUCCAUGGUGGGCGACGCCAUCGCGGCCGGCAAGAGGGAGGUGUGGCACGGCCGGGCCCUCAAGAUCCCCCCCGUGGGACCCUCCAUCCUCCAGUGCCGCGUCAUCCAUGUUGAGUACGCCCUCAAGGUGAGCCAAGGGGGCAGUAGGGUCUAGUGGGCGGAGCGGCCAGGGAGGGGAACACACAAAAACCUCUGCUGGGGGGGACGGACCCUCUAGGGUUUCCAGGGUGGGUGCGGAGAGCCAUUGGAGGCUGCUUGCUACGUCUGGUGUCGCCGACACAGGCCGGCAGCAAAGCCUAGUGGUCGGAGCGGAGAGCCAUUGGAGGCUGCUUGCUCCGUCUGCUGUCGCUGACACAGGCCGGCAGCAAAGCCUAGUGGUCGGAGCGGAGAGCCAUUGGAGGCUGCUUGCUCCGUCUGGUGUCGCUGACACAGGCCGGCAGCAAAGCCUAGUGGUCGGAGCCAGCUUGGCAUGGGAGGGAGGUGCUGGGAACCCCCUGGAAACAUCUGCAGUUCCAGGGUGGGUGCGGAGAGCCAUUGGAGGCUGCUUGCUCCAUCCAGCGUCGUUGACACGGGCCGGCAGCAAAGCCUAGUGGUCGGAGCCACCUCCAGCAUCAGCAGCCAAUACAGCGUGGGGAGGGAGGUCCUGGAAAACCCCCAAAACCUCUGCUGGGGGGACUCUCUGUGGUUCCAGGGGGGACGCGGAGAGCCAUUGGAGGCUGCUUGCUCCGUCCGGUGUCACCAACACAGGCCGGCAGCAAAGCUCACUGGGGUUUCCGAUUUGGGUUUUUGGAGAGUUCGGACUUGGGAUAUUCAGAGAGUUGGAAGGGAUCCCGAGGGUAUAAGGCGGUAUUUAAAUUCUAAUAAAAAUAAUAAUAAUACAGUGGAAGGUCGGGUUGCAAACGUGAUCCAUGCCGGAGUCCAUGUUCGCAACAUGAAGCACACGCAUGGGCUGCAAUUCGGUGCUCCUGCGCAUGCGCAAAGUGCAAUUUAGUGCUUCUGCACAUGCGCAAGCGCCGAAACCCAGAAGUAACCCGUUCCGGUACUAUUAUUAUUGGGGGGAAAUAUAGUCUCAUGCACGGAAAAAUACAGUAUUUUCUGAAUUUAUAUACCGCCCUACACCCGGUGGUUUGGGGGUUGGACUAGAUGACCCUCGGGUCCCUUUCCAACUCUCUGAUUUUAUGUUUUCAGCACUGAUUCUCUGCAAUUCUCAGAGCGGGGAACUCAUUUUCUGCAGCGGAUCCGUCGCUCUCGGGGCUCCGUGAGACGAAGGAGGCCAUGAUUUCGUUUUUAUAUUUAAAAAUUCCCCUGUUUUUCGUCCGCCCGGCAGGUCUGCAUCGAAAUCCCGGGGACGUCGAAGCUGUUCCUGGAACUGCCUCUGGUCAUUGGCACAAUCCCCCUGCACCCCUUUGGCAGCCGCACCUCCAGCGUCAGCAGCCAGUACAGCGUCAGUCUGGAUUGGGUCCGGAUGGGAAUUCCCGAAGAGCCCGAGGGUAAGAACCCCGUCAAAAACCUUGCCAGGCAAUCUUAUACAUUGUGCAUGUGUUGCAGAGGGUUUUCGCCAGCUAAGUCCUACUCAAGAGUAGACCCAUCGGCACCUAUCGAGAAAAGAUACAAAUUUGGAGUCUUUUAGGAAAGACCAGAAACCUCUCUCUCCAUAUAUAUAUGUAUAACUUUUCUUACAAAAUAGCUUUAUAUAAAGAACUUUUUUAAAAAAACGAUUUUAUAUAAAGAGCUUUUAAAAAACGAUUUUUACAAAGGGGACUUUAUAAAGCAACUUUACGAAAUAACUGCAUAUACAAAGAACCUGUGUAAAGUUGCUGGAAACCUAUCUAUCUAUCUAUAUCUAUCUAUCUAUAAAACUUUUCUUAUAAAAUAGCUUUAUAUAAAGAACUUUUUUUAAAAAAUGAUUUGAUAUAAAGAACUUUUGAAAAAUGAUUUUCAUAAAGGGGACUUUAUAAAGCAACUUUACGAAAUAACUGCAUAUACAAAAAACCUGUGUAAAGACUGGAAACCUAUCUAUCUGUAAAACUUUUCUUGUAAAAUAGCUUUAUGUAAAGAACUUUUAAAAAAAAAAGACUACAACUCCCAUUAUCCAUAGCCGGCGGGACCAUGGAUGAUGGGAAUUGUAGUCCGACAGCAUCCUGGUUGCUUUAGGCUUUAGGCUUAUCCCACCUGGCAGGGAUGUUGUGAGGAGGAGGAACAACCAGGUGUGCCAAGCCGCCUUGGGGAGGUGAAAAAGUCGGGGUCCCUAAAUAGAAUAAAAUAGAAUAAAAUAGAACCUGCUCCAAGCAACCCCGUAACUCUUCCCCUUGCGCUCUCUCUGCAGCUCCUCCCGAAUACUCCUCCGUCGUGUCCAGCGAGGGACCCCUGGAGACCCUCUCGCCGCCCGCCCAGGACAACGGCCCCCCUGGCAUCCUCGAAGGGCCCUUUUUCGCCUACAUCCAGGAAUUCCGCUUCCGGCCGCCUCCGCUCUAUUCCGAGGUGAGCUUACUGAGGACUAGAAACCCUGGGGUUUGAAAGGUGGUUGGCCGUGCUUGGCCGUCUCGCUGGUGGGGAGAAGGAGCAAGGCUGUUUUGGGUGUGGGCCCCCAGCGGUCAUCCAUCCCAACCCGCUUAUCACGCAGGGACCUUGAUUUGAACCCACGGCCCUGAGAAGGAGCAAGGCUGUUUUGGGUGUGGGACCCCCAGCGGUCAUCCAUCCCAACCCGCUUAUCACCUUGAUUCGAAUCCACCACCCGGAGUUUCGGGGCUUUUUGCACAGGCUGGGCUGUGUGUGGGCUUUUGCUGGGCUGCCCCUCCUCCAUAGCUAUCAACUUUUCCCUUUUCUUGCGAGGAAUCCUAUUCGGAAUAAGGGAAAUUCCCUUUAGUCACCCUGAGCCCGGUCUUGGCUGGGGAGGGCGGGGUAUAAAUAAAAAUUUAUCAUUAUUAUUAUUAUUUUUAAAAGGGAACAGUUGACAGCUACGCCCUCCUCCGCUCUCGAACCCCGUGCCUUGAAGCGGGUUGGGCUAGAUGACCGCCGGGGUCCCAUCCAGGAUUCGACGAAUCUUCGCUAACACCUCUUUCUCCUCCUCUUUUUCCAAGGUGGAUCCCAAUCCUCAAUCGGACGCCGCCAUCCGCCCCCGUUGCAUGACCUGCUGAGAGGCACCUGCCAUCGGAUCUCUUGGAACGGAUCUCUUUUGCUUUCCCGGGAACGGGAUCGGGCGAGGAAGGAGGAGACCCCGUGAUCUGAACGAGGAGAGGGGCUCCGGCGGGGAGACGGCUCCUUGACUCCCAAAGCGGCAGAGGCGAGGGCUUGGGGUGUCCCAGACCGACGGCACCGAUCCUGCGGGGUUUACGGAGGAGGAAAUGGGGACGCUUGAACCCCCCAAGGGCGAAUACCUGCCUUGUGAUUCAGACACUAUCCGGCAGUCCCGGUUUUUCUUUCGACAACACCUACGGGCGAGAAAACAGGGCGGGGAGAUUCCCCAGGCAGCGGGACAAGUUGCGGGGUUGAGCGAAAGUUUUGGGGUGACCCCCCCCUGAUUUUAUCUCCCACCCCCACUAAGCUUUGCAGAGACGGGAUUCGAACCCGCCGCUCUGGGAAGAUCCACCCUGUGGGUUUUUAAGGUGGGGAAAAGAAGGUCAGAACAACUUGGCAGGAGAGGGAAAGGAACCUUUGCGCUGUUGAAGGCAGAGAAAAUGAGUUUUUUGGGGGGUCGUGUGGGGUUUUCGGGGUGCAGAUCAGACCCCAAAUUCUGGGCAUUUCGAAGACGUCGUGGGGGGAAUAGAGGAAAAUCGUUUUCUUCUUCUUCUCUCUGAAAUUGCAUUCCACUUUCCAAAGCUUGCUGGUCUCCAGGGGAGGGACGUAUUUUGAUUUCCCCCCACAUUGGGACAGUGGCCUUACGUUGUAAAUAUGUGUAAAUAUGAUUUUCCUGAUAUGCUGUGGCUCCGUGCAGAAUUUACACAAAAGAACCGGUUUCCCGGUUCAUAUUUUUAUAGAAUACUUGCGGCCUUUUCAGAAACAACCCCCCCCCCAAAAAAAACCUGUGUUUGGAAACGAGGUUUUGUGGCUUUUUUGUACAAGUGUUGAAAUUAAAGUUGUGAAAUUUACUCUGUGUCGUCCUGAUUUUUUUGCCCAAAAUUGCAAGGAGGGGGGAGAGGGCUGGGGUGGGGUCUUGAACCCGACUUGGGACUCCUGUGGUUUCUGGGGAACCUUUGUGUGCAGUUAAAAUCUUCAAAAAUCGCCCUAAAUAUCAAUAUUGGAAGGUGAUAAGAAGCUGACUCCAAACACCCAUCUAAUACAAUACUGUCUGCACGGGCUGGCAGCAGCGCUCUGGGAUUUCAGGCCAGGAUCAUAGGACUAGUGUCAAUAAUGGAAAUUGAUAAGAAGCUGCUGUUAUCCCACUGAGUCCAAACAUCCAUCUAAGUCAAUACUCCCUGCACUGGCUGGCAGCAGCGCUCUGGGAUUUUUCAGGAAAGGAUUGUAGAAUUGUAGAGGCGGAAGGGACCCAAGGGUCAUCUAGUCCAACCCUGUGUAAUGCAGGAAUCUCUGCUUUCUUUUGGCCCCUGCCAGCGAGACCGGAGGGGGGGGGUCUGGGCCGUCCAGGACCCCCAGACCCCCUGCCCAGACUUGCACCCCAAACAGAGGUCCCUCUGCUUUUUCCCUUCACCCCUGGAAGCACACUCCAUUGAUUCCCGAGGUGCCGACAGCAACGGGUCCCGUCUUGGAACGGACUGGCGGAAAUGGCCCUCUGGGCAGGGGGGUCUCGAACCCGGCACCUUCUGCAUGCAAACAUCUGCCAGAUUUAGGUCUAAGCUCAACAAGCUCUAGCUUAGGGCCCCUCAAAAAAUUUAAAGGGGGAAAAAAUCUUUCCAAAAUAUAAGAUAAGGUAAAGGUAAAGGGACCCCUGACCAUUAGGUCUAGUCAUGGCCAACUCUGGGGUUGCUGCGCUCAUCUCGCUUUAUUGGCCGAGGGAGCCGGCAUACAGCUUCCGGGUCAUGUGGCCAGCAGGACUAAGCCGCUUCUGGCGAACCAGAGCAGCGCACGGAAACGCCGUUUACCUUCCCGCUGGAGCGGUACCUAUUGAUCUACUUGCACUUUGAGGUGCUUUCAAACUGCUAGGUUGGCAGGAGCAGGGACCGAGCAACGGGAGCUCAACCCGUCAUUGCGGGGAUUCGAACCGCCAACCUUCCGAUCGGCACGCCCAGGCUCUGUGGUUUAACCCACAGCACCACCCGCGUCCCUUAAAAUAUAAGAUAAAAAGCAAAUAAAAUAAAAUCUACAUCCAGGAACCGUGUUUAGUGUUGUGUUGGCUCCUCGGAUGUAAGUCAUGGGCCCUGCCUGCUCCCUCAAAUAUUCCUGCUUUGCUCCUUUCUAUAUAUAGGGUGCUGACAUUCUGCUAUUUAUAAUUACUAGUAGUUUGCAUCUUAUAUUUACACGUAUUAUUAUUUCAUGUGAUGGCAAGUGGCUACAUUCCGCAUGGACCGGUUGCGCGGCAACGUGCAAAUGGCUUGAGAUCAAUGACCCUAUAGCGUCUAUUCAACACACAAAAAACACACCGUUAAGUUAGUGCUUAAUCAUUAUUUCACUAUUAAUAUACUUCUUCGUUGUAUUUUUAACAUUGUUUUUAACAUUUGAUUGGGAGCCGCCCAGAGUGGCUGGGGAAACUCAGCCAGAUGGGCGGGGAAUAAAUAAUAAAUUAUUAUUAUU
Molecule: messenger RNA, 17029 nt
Organism: Podarcis lilfordi (Lilford's wall lizard)
Lineage: Eukaryota; Metazoa; Chordata; Lepidosauria; Squamata; Lacertidae
Source: the annotation of a GenBank genome assembly